Molecule: messenger RNA, 1954 nt
Organism: Penaeus monodon (black tiger shrimp)
Lineage: Eukaryota; Metazoa; Arthropoda; Malacostraca; Decapoda; Penaeidae
Product: esterase FE4-like
Exons: 11
Coding region: 16-1680 (554 amino acids)
Source: RefSeq, a predicted model, not a curated record
CCCCUGAAAUACAGCAUGACUCUCCUUAGCAGGAUGAAUAUGCGGUUUCAUCUGGCGCCUGCUCUCCUGCUGUGGCUGAGCGCAGCGGCCGCGGCACAGGAGGAAACGGUGGCGGUCCAGCUGCAGCAGGGCGCCAUCGAAGGCAGCAAGUCCGAGGCCAAGGGAGGGAGGACCUUCUACAGCUUCCUGGGCAUUCCCUACGCCGAACCCCCCGUCGGGAGCCUGAGGUUUAAGGCCCCUGUGCGCGCCGGAGAGUGGGAGGGCGUGAGGAACGGUUCUGCAGCCCCGCCCGGAUGUCCUCAGCCGAUGUAUGUUGGGGUAACGAGCGAAGACUGUCUGUUUCUCAACGUCUUUACGCCUCGGGUCAACAAGUCUGACCUUCCCGUCAUGGUGUGGUUCCUCCCUGGAGCCUUCGUAAUGGGCAACAUGGAAAUCUAUCGACCAGAGUAUUUGCUCAGAAAAGAUGUGGUUCUUGUGGUUGUUCAGGCCCGACUCGGUAUCCUGGGAUUCCUCUCGACAGCGGACUCUGAGCUUCCUGGCAACCUAGGGUUGAAGGACCAGACGAUGGCACUCCAAUGGGUGCGGGACAACAUCCAUGACCUCGGCGGCGACAGAGAUAAGGUCACCAUCUUUGGGCAAAAUGCUGGCGCCGCGUCUGUGCACCACCACAUUGUGUCCCCGAAGUCAAAAGGUUUGUUUAAACGAGCGAUCAUGCAAUCAGGCUCAGGUCUGUGCCCCUGGUCAGUUAGGGAGGAUCACAGGUACUUAGCAUAUCAGAUCGGUCGCUUCUUAGAAUGUCCUGGAUUGACUGAAAACCCGGCGGAUAUGAACUCUGCCGAACUUGUUGAAUGUCUGAUGAAGAUCCCCGCCGAGAAACUGACCUCCGCGCUGUUUACACUGACUUUCAUUUCCAUGAACAUCAACCCCUGCACAAGGAGUCCUACUAACGCACCUUACGGUCUUGUCCCCCCCACCCCAAACACCCGGGACGAAGGCGCUCUGAACUCUCGUACAUUCUUGCAAGACGGCACAACGAACACCCUGAUACAAAACUACAGCACGGUUGUCCCCUUUGUGAUGGGCUUAAAUGUCUGGGAUGACAACUUCGACUUCUUAGGCCGCCUCAUUUUCCACAGGUACUUGGGGGCCGUCGAGUUUGACAUGAGCAAGGUCGAUGCUCUGACCAAGCUUGUCAGUGACUCCUUCUACAGUACAUGCACCCUGGAAGCUAUAGAAAACCAUGCAAGGGGUACCACAUAUGGCCAUCGUGUCUACGCUUACGAGUUGCAGCAUCGUGGACAAUACACCUUUACAGAACUAUACAUGGGACCUGCACCUGAGUGGAUACACACAGAUGUAAGCCACAUGGACGAUUUGCAGUACCUGUUCUCCUUUGACAAUCUCAAUAUCAGCAUGAGCAAAGAAGAGGAUUUCUUCGUUUCGAGGAUCAUGGUAGAUCUCUGGACCAACUUUGCUGCUACUGGAAACCCAACACCGGACAUGUCAAUGGGAUUUAAAUGGACACCGACUGACGACUCGAAGCUUUCUUACCUCGGCAUCACCUCAUCCCCUAUCAUGAAGGUCUUCGAUGAUGUUCAGGACUUAGAAUUCUGGAGAAAUUUACCGAAGAAGGUGAACAAGCUGCUUUAUCCAGAGCGUUUUCGCAAUGAGCAAGACUAGGAAGCACUAGCAGUUACUAUACCACGAUGCUACACUAGCUAUUAUGAUGGUUAUUUUUUAGUUGCUGUUAUAACAGCAGUGUGCGGUAUUAAACGGUAUUCUUGGUAUCCCAAUGAAUAUGGACUCGACCGUCGCUAAGACCUGAUUUGAAUUUGCUUUUCUAAACUUUUGAUUUAGUGUGAAGUGUAUCACAGUAAUAGUAUUGCUCACGAAUAGGGGCAUUAUAUACUCAGUGUAUAUUCUCUGUCAAGAAAUAAAUUCUCGUUGAAACAAA